ACGCUGAUUGGGCAAUACGCAUAGCCUGAGAGGCGUGGUUUGGCCUUCGCUGCGAUGCCGGGGCGGAGCGCUUAAAAACAACCCCGGAGUCAGCGCGGGCGAGGUUUCUCCUCCUCUGCCUUCGCCGUCUGGUCGCUUCCCGAGAUAAGAUGUGGCUGCUAAUAAUCGCAGUGAGCUUGUUCCAAGGCCUGGUAAAUUCAGCAAUGCUUGACAGGAGAAAAAGUGAUGUGAAUCCAGAAACAUCCAUGAACAUUAGUGAAAUUAUUUUAUUCAGAGGAUAUCCCAGUGAGGAAUAUGAGGUGGUGACAGAUGAUGGAUAUUACCUAAGUAUUAAUAGAAUUCCUUAUGGGAAAAUAAGUCAGAAAACCAAGGAACCAAAGCCAGCCGUGUUUCUCCAACACGGCUUUCUUGCGGAUGGCAGUAACUGGGUGACCAACCUAGACUACAACAGCCUGGGUUUUGUGCUAGCUGAUGCUGGUUUUGAUGUUUGGUUAGGGAACAGCAGAGGCAACACCUGGUCCCGAAAACACAUCAACUAUACCACAAAGCAAAAAGAAUUCUGGAUGUUCAGUUUUGAUGAAAUGGCUAAGUAUGACCUUCCUGCUUCAAUAAAUUUUGUCUUGAACAAAACUGGUCAGGAGCAACUCUUCUACGUUGGUCAUUCUCAAGGCACCACCAUAGGUUUCAUAGCAUUUUCAGCUUUUCCAGAAUUGGCAAAAAAGAUAAACAUGUUUUUUGGAUUGGCACCCAUUAUGAAUGUGCAGUUUUCAUCCAGUGCUAUGAUCAAACUUGCAGGUCUUCCUGAAUUGCUAUUUAAAGAAAUAUUUGGAACCAAGCAGUUUUUACCCCAGAAUGCGCUUAUAAAAUGGCUUGCUACCCACGUGUGCGACCGUGUUUUACUUGAUGAUCUUUGUGGAAACUUUUUCUUUCUCAUGUGUGGAUUUAAUGAGAAAAACCUAAACAUGAGCCGAGUAGAUGUCUAUUCCACACACUGCCCGGCUGGAACAUCUGUCCAGAAUAUGCUUCAUUGGACUCAGGUUGUACGGUCUGGGGAAAUGAGAGCAUUUGACUGGGGAAGCAGAAAGGAAAAUAUGGCUCAUUAUAAACAGCCAACACCACCUCCCUACAAAAUGAAAGGAAUGCUUGUUCCAACAGCUAUGUGGACGGGUGGCCAUGACUGGCUGGCAGACCCAAAGGACGCUGCCAUGUUAAUGACUAUGAUCCCAAAUUUGAUAUACCACAAGGAGAUCCCAGAGUGGGAACAUCUGGAUUUCAUCUGGGGCCUUGACGCCCCCCAGCGCAUGUUCAGAGAUAUGAUUCAGAUGAUGCGGAAAGUUCAGUAUGCCCAUUGAUUACUUGAAGUUGUAAUCCCAAAA
This is a messenger RNA of Pseudonaja textilis, 1376 nucleotides long. Its product is annotated as putative lysosomal acid lipase/cholesteryl ester hydrolase. Gene Ontology annotation, molecular function: hydrolase activity, acting on ester bonds. NCBI's taxonomy places the organism in Eukaryota, Metazoa, Chordata, Lepidosauria, Squamata, Elapidae. The record is from RefSeq and is a predicted model, not a curated record.